Molecule: messenger RNA, 965 nt
Organism: Theobroma cacao (cacao)
Lineage: Eukaryota; Viridiplantae; Streptophyta; Magnoliopsida; Malvales; Malvaceae
Source: RefSeq, a predicted model, not a curated record
UAAAUCAAAUACUCAAAUAAAAAAAAACCAAAAUUCAAAAUUCUCUUCCUCUUCUACUAGCCUUCGAUCAGCGUAACUUUGUCGGAAGUGGAUCGUUCGAUGCGCACGGUCGAGAAGCAGUGCAUACUCCAAAGCAACCCAUAAAAUCUAUGACCCUUUCCCCCUUUUAGCUUUAAUCUAAUCAAGUAAUCCUCCAAGAAAGGAAGCAUUUCUUGCUUUUUUGGGCUAAAAAUCUCUCUCAUAUGGCGGUUUUUUCUUUCACCGUUUUGGGCUGAAUCGCUAUCAGAACAUGGUCAGAUUACUCUCUCUUCGAUUUCAGUUAGAGUACUUUUCUUUCUCUGUUUAUCAUACUAUGGAUCCAAAAAAUGUUGAACUUUUAUGAAUUGAAAGCUUUGCAGCUGAAAUUAAACUCUUAUAGUUUUGAAAAUUGCUUGUCCAAACCGGGUAGUCGCUUGAGGGCUAUGAGAGUGAGAUUGGCAAAGAAGAGAAGAGCUAUCAGGCGUAUGAGACAGUCGCUAAGUGCUCUGCAAAUUGCAGCUGAACAGAUUGACCGACGGAACGAGCGAAUUAUUGCAGAGAAUGCUCUCAUUGAUCAAUUGGUUUACGAUCUUCUGGCUGAGAUUGAAAACGAUCCUUUAAUCCGUGCUCAGAAUCUUGAUGGAAGGAACAUUAUUACAAACCAAGCUCCACCUCCCCGCGGCGGCGCCGAUGACGGUCGUAAGUGGUGUGUUGGUGGGCUUUAUUACGCUAGAGGUGGUGGUGGAGCUUAAGGUUUUACGGUUUUUUUUUUUUUUCGCAUAACCCCGCCCCUCCUACGUUAAAAGCAAUAUUCAAAUUUGAGAAUUUUUUUUGUUUUUGGGUUUUUUAUUUAUACCAUAAUCAAGCCCGCCCUUGCUUCUACAAGCAAGGCUUUAAUGAUUAUAUAAUUAUGAUUAUGAAUUUAUGGCUUUUUAAAAGUAUUGUUA